ACGUGGGCCAAGAAAUCCAAAUUUCAGAUGUUACUUUCCAACCUUGAUGUUUACAAUAUAAAUAAUAAAAACAGCUGACAGGUAUUUAUAAGCGGUGCAAGCAAAAGUACAUAUAUAUAAUCGGCAAAUUCAAUUAAACUUUUUUUUUUUGAUGAAGUAAAUCAAUGAAGUAAUAAAAAUGAAAAGAAAUCUUCCAACAUAUUCAGUUCAGUCAGAAGUUUUUAAAAAAUUAAAAACAGUAGAUAUACCACAACAAAAUAUUAUACAAAAUUAUCAGAUUGUUAACGAUGCUCCUACGUAUUAUUUGGUAAUAACACAACCAGAAAUUUUAAACAAUGAUAACAAUACAACAACCAGAAACAGAAGAAGAAUUUUAAAACAGAGUGAUGAAAAAUAUGUCGAUGAUGCUAUGGCAAAAUGGUUUGAGCAAGUUAGAGAUAGAGACGAAUCAAUUUCCGGGAAAAUUAUUCAAGAUAAGGCACUAUUUUUCAAUGAGAAACUUAAUGGACCUAAAGCAUUUAAAGCAAGCAGUGGUUGGAUUCAUAAAUUCAAACAAAGAUGUGGUAUUCAAUAUAUUCAAAAGAAAGAGGGUAAUAAUUCAGAAAGUAUACAAUAUUUUUCUCAAGUUUUAAGAGAAAAAAUUGAAUUAGAAAAUUUGUCAUUGGAGAAUAUUUAUAAUGCCGAUGAAACGGGAAUUCAUUGGAAAAUACCAGAUUUUUGUACAACUUCCAUUGAAACAUCAGAAAUGAAAGUUUCCAAUCGCAAUGAAGAAAUUUGUAAUCGUGUGACGGCAUUAUUUUGCUCAAACGCCACUGGUAAUCAUCAAAUUCCUCUUUUGGUAAUUGGCGAAGAAGAAUCACCAAAUUGUUUAACAGAUUUAAUAACAAAUAAAUUAAAACAUAAUCGCUUGAAAUUUCUCACAAGUCUCAAUGUCAUUUAUACGGGUCAAAGUAGCGCUUGGAUGGACAAAGAAAUAUUCAAACUAUGGUACAGACAUGUAUUUAUUCCAAGUGUUUUGAAUCAUCAAAAAAUGAUUGGCACAACUGGAAAAGUACUUUUAAUCCUAGAUAAUGCACCGUGUCAUUCAGAUCUAGAUGAACUUAAUUCAGUAAAUAGUCAAUUUGAAAUUAUAAAUUUGGCACACAAUGUACCGUCAAUGAUUCAACCCAUGGAACAGGAUUUAAUGUCGACAGCAAUUAAAAUUUAUAAAAAAAAUUUAUUAACAUUAAUGUUUAAAUCAAAAUUACGAAAUGUUGAUGAAUUUUGGAGUAAUUAUAAUUUAAAAGACUGUAUAACAUUUCUUAGCUCAGCGUGGAAAAAUUUAAAUAAUUCCCCUCUACUACGACAAGCGUGGACAUUAAUUUUGGAUAAUUAUUGUGAUACUUCCGUUUAUUACACUGUUUGUUCUAACAAUGAAAAUUUAUCUGUAUUAUCCAACAACAGUCGUCUCAUUGAGGAAUUAUCACAAUUUCCCGAUGAAAUUUGUGAUAAAUUAAUUGCUCGUCAUUCACCAGGAGCCGAUUGUUCGAUAAGAAAAUUACAAAAAGACAAGGUAAUUAUUGUAAAAUGGUUUAAAACACGUGAUGAUUUUGGUUGGGAACCAAUAACGGACAAUGAAAUUGUUGAUUUAAUUUUAAAUAAUAAGAAAAAAGAUGAAAUGGUAAAUGAAUUUUCCAUAGUAGAUUGCGAAAAUGAGAAUUUAGAAAAUGAGAAUAUUACUACAACAUCGGAGAAAUGUGAAAAUGAAAUAAUGACAUUUGAUGAGAUUAAAAAAAAUGAAUUAGUAAAUAUAAUGCAUGAAUAUGAAGAAAGUGAUAAUUAUAAUGAUAAAUCUAAUCAGAUUACAUCUUCAGAGGCAUUAAAUGCUUUAAUGAAUGUUAAAAAAUGGAUAAUGUCCUGUGAUCAAACUUCAGAAAAUCAUCAUCAUUACAUUGCUGAAUUAGAGAAUUUAAUAUCGCAAUAUUGUUAAUAUAUCUUUUUUAAGCUAAAAAAAUAAAAGUAAUUUAAUUUUUUUAUAAUUUAAA
Molecule: messenger RNA, 2024 nt
Organism: Leptopilina boulardi
Lineage: Eukaryota; Metazoa; Arthropoda; Insecta; Hymenoptera; Figitidae
Product: jerky protein homolog-like
Exons: 3
Coding region: 179-1969 (596 amino acids)
Cellular component (GO): nucleus
Molecular function (GO): DNA binding
Source: RefSeq, a predicted model, not a curated record